Messenger RNA from Klebsormidium nitens, 3969 nucleotides. The record is from the annotation of a GenBank genome assembly. NCBI's taxonomy places the organism in Eukaryota, Viridiplantae, Streptophyta, Klebsormidiophyceae, Klebsormidiales, Klebsormidiaceae.
GGUAGAUUUAUAAUGCUGAGCAAAAUCUGCCGCUACCUAUCCUGGUCCUAUCCUGCAGGACAGCAUUGCAGUUCGCCCCACACCCCAAUUUUGUCUGCGAAAAUUAAAGCACAGUGCACACACACUGUUCAGCGGAGGGCGAAGGUGGCCCCAUUGGAAUUGGCAUAAGGCUCUGCCUUGGGAAGAAAAUUGUGUGCAGCUCAGCAGGCCUCGAAGCCCUCCUGUUUGAGCAUGUUGCUGCAGGUAACGUAGAUCCCCUUCACUACAAGCCAACCUUCUCAAAUCCGAGAAGGUCAGAAUGUAGAAUGUUGCUGUUGGAUUCCCAAGUAUGCCACCAAUUUAGAAUGUGAGAAGUACUCUCCAAGGGGUCUGGCGCGCAGCUAGUCAUUCUUGAGGAGCCGGAUAUUCAUGAUCCUACAGUCUGCUCUACAGCAUUACUGUUGCUUCUCUGAAUAGAUUCUGAACAUGGCUCCUCGAAUCACAGAGACGAUAUACAAAAAUUCAAAAAUUGAGGAGCUCAUCCAGUCUUUGAAGCUCGUGAUGCUUCAUGCAAAGGAGGCAAAAAUACGCAAGCUGGGCUCUGACGAACAAGUGUACAAAACUCGAGCAAAAACCAAGGACAAGCCUGAAUUGGUCCCCGACUAUCACACAAGAGCCAACCCCAAGAAGCACGAUGGCACCCCCGCCCACUUCCACGAGCGCAUCCAGCUCUGGGGGCAACGGGGCAUGCUAGCCGUUCUUGAAGAAGCGGGGCGCGAAAUCGCAGAAGAUGGCCCCCAAACCGUCCAAGCACUGGCCUUGGCUCUCAGGGAAGAGGUAGCGUCAGCCCGAGCCCUGGCACAGAACGACGUUGAACAGUACAUCCAGUGGCUGGAGAGCUUGUUGCCCGCAGUGGCGCCGGCCAAUGGAGGCGCAGAGGGGGGACAAGGACUGAAUCCCCCAUGUGAGGACGCGCCUGCAUCAUCUGCCCUGCCUACUGGUGCCCCGUCGCAUGCACAAGGCAGCCCCUUGGGGCAGUGCCACAACAAGCAGGAUGAGCGGCGGGUGUGCCUGCAGCCCCCGCAGGAGGCGUUCAGCCAGGGGGUGAAGAACUCCCAGACAAGCAUGCCAAGCGGCCAACAAGAGGGGCCAGGCAGCUCGGCGGGGAGCGAACAUUUGUCAAAUUGGAGGCAGGCAACAUGGGCCUUACAUGCGUCUCGUAUGAUGAGAGGUGCGCUGGUCCAGAGGAGGAACAAGCCUGACGCUGUCAGUGGAGAGGACGUGCUAAAGGACCUUCUGCAGCAGAUCGAAGACGGAGAUAGGAUCUGGUCUUGGUUUAAGGACAAAGUGCUAGGGGGAUGUGUGGAGCAGGAGAAUCGUCGGAGCUGGAAGGAGGGGCUAGUGGAUGAGAUCGAGAGAGCCUUAGGCCUUGGCAGGCCUUCCAUCACGCCUAGCCACGCCCGGCGUCUCGGUUACGCUCUCCAAUCCUUCAAGGCGGCCGGAGACACCACUUCCAACCUUGACACCUCCAGUCUCAGCCGCAGCCUCUCUGACGUCCCAGCGACUGGCUCGCACGUCGCCGAGGGCGUGACACGUGGCUCUGCUGACGUGGGCGAGGUCGUCACUCAGCCGGACGACGGCCUCAGGGCGCCCUGCGCCAUGGACAUCGACAUACCGUCGCCUGGGACGCCUGCCAGUAGCGCAGCGGGCGCGUUCGAGCCGCAGAAAGUGACGGCGCAGCGCACGACCGGGACAUCCGAGAAGGGCUUCAAGCUUUCGCCCGGGGAGGGGGGCCGGGCGGGCCGGAAGCCGCCCGUGACAUAUGUGCCACUCGAGUUGACGGGAAAAGUGACGGACGGCAAGCCCGCCCGGGCGCAGGUGUACGGACGGACCUUGGUGCUGUCGCGGCCCCGCCCAGGCGAGGUUCUUGCCACGUGGGAGGUGUGCCCGCACCGCGGCGCAUCGUUGGCCGGGCGUAACAAAUGCGGCCUUGAGUCCAACCCCGGCGGAUUUAGCCAGGAGAAGAACUGCCACCUCGAGCCAGUCAAGGUCUUGGAGGCCAACGGCAUAAUCUGGUUGGAGGAGGAGGUUUCGGUAACGGACGCGACAGAUGUGGAAGUCCCAGAGCUGGCCUCCUGGCUGCGUCCUGUCAACGUGCCCCUGGGGGCCGAACCCGUGGCCCCCAUCGCGAGUGCCACCCCCGCCAAGAAGGGCUCCUUGACUUUGUUACUGGAGCGCUCAAGGCAACCGGAGGGGGCGGGAGAGGAAGGCGUGGGAAACGGAACUGGAGCGAUGGACGAGGAUGACGAAGCGCUCACGUCAGGCGUCAGCAAGCGCGCCCGCGAUCUGAGGGAGGGUUCGGCCGGCGAAGCAGGGACCAAGAGGCAGAGGCCGAUGCAGACAAGCAUGGGCUUUGGGUUUGACCCGGGCAGUCCCCUCGUGCAAGCGCUGGAUGAGCGGAAUAUCCCAUCCGGCGCCCUGGAGAGCCCCCUGCGAAGUCAUGCAAGCCGGGCGGCCAGCUUCCAAGCGGCUGACGAGGACAGCGAUCUUCACGAAUUCCUCGAAAGCAUGUCUGACCAGACGGGCAAAUGGAUCUCGGACGAGGAGGCAGUGCCGGUUCUUGCGAUCCGCGCGCGGGAGCUGCUGAGUGUUCUCCAACGGGAGCGCAUGCACGACAGUGUUGGGUACUGCAGGGCGACCCUCGCCGCAGAAAGGCUGCGCCCUGUAGUGGACUGCGUCUGCGACGUGUCCGCGGUCCUUUGGGGCGGCGAAUGGGACCCGAAGAAAUUGAGUUCAAUGCUCGGUGCUCUUGUUGCAGCUCUGCCACUGCCCCAUGAGGGCCUGGCGGACCUUGAGUCCGAGGAGCAUUGGAUCCAGGUAGCCAGAAGGCUACACGAUCUCGUGGAUCGCUUCAACGUACCCGAAAAGUUCUUGGAGGACCCGUUGGUCCAGGCCCGGCUGGCGGCCGCGCAUCAGUCGCUCGCGCGCGCCUUGGAGCGCGCGGGCCGCACGGCCGAGGCCGCAGCCGAAGACGAUAAGGCCGACGCGAUUCACAACUGGGUGUGCAUCUUCCCUGCGCCGGGCCACACCCUGGUGCAACCGGAGAUCUGCUCCAUUACGCGGCAGCCGAUGAAGGAUCCGGUCAUCAUUGAGUCGGGACACACGUUUGAGAGGGCCGCCAUCGAGCGCUGGUUCAAGAAGCACAACACCUGCCCGAUCACGCGCGUGAAACUGAGGCGCCGCACAAUGAUCCCGAACAAGGCGGUCAAGCAGUACACCGACCUCUACAACGCCGCGACGGGCGGCUGGAUCCCGACCCCCACGUGGUCCGAUCCGGAACCCACUCCACCUGAGAGCAACAUCAGAGAUCCGCUCAAGUUUUCAAGUGCUGAUAUGGAGGCCGUGUUUGGGGUUCCGAAGGAGGUUUUGAAGGAGACGCAAACCUGGCUUGCGGAUGACGGGGAUGGGUCUCUUAACUUGGAGGCGUCGUUCAAUGAGCUGACAGUGACGGACGGUGGGGCUGCGCCGACGGCGGGUCUGCGCGAGGAGUGGGUGGGAGGAGGGGAGCCGAUUUUGCCUGGCUUGGAGGUGGAAGUUGGGUCUUGAGUAGACGUGUCUUGUUCGUGAGAUUUCGUCGACUGAGAGGGCGAAGAGUAGCAUCGUGGCCCGUGUCUUACAAGAAGCCGCUCCGUUCUGGCGUUCUCAUGGUUAUUGUGCUAUGGCGCUACCAGCAUACUGAGCGUGGUUUAAGAGGAGCACGGCUUUGAACCUGUACAGUCUGCUUUGAGUUAUGUCGGUAUGUGCUUGAGGAACAACACUGUACAUUAGGGCACUGCACAGAUCCAAGAAAGCUUCAAUGUGAAUAGUAUGUCCACCAAUCUAGUGUACAUAAGGUAAAGUAUUGAACAGAAUCGGACGGUACUCAUGAGGACGAUUGUUGGGGUUUUUCGAUGUUAUUGCCUUUGGCGCUCCCUAGCACUAGCCGCCCAU